Messenger RNA from Vollenhovia emeryi, 1696 nucleotides. RefSeq names its product protein AATF-like (gene Aatf). The transcript has 2 exons. NCBI's taxonomy places the organism in Eukaryota, Metazoa, Arthropoda, Insecta, Hymenoptera, Formicidae. The record is from RefSeq and is a predicted model, not a curated record. Gene Ontology annotation, cellular component: nucleolus; nucleus. Gene Ontology annotation, biological process: regulation of transcription by RNA polymerase II. Bases 79 to 1605 code for a protein of 508 amino acids.
CAUUGCCGUGUGCUAUCGUAGGUUAAGUUGUCUCGUGCACAUGUGCUUCGUAGACAAUUGCCAGACGAGCGUGCAAAAAUGGCUAGAAAAAGCUUAUCUGACAAAAUUACUGCUUUAAUUACAACGAAGCCGGAUUUUGGUUCGGACGAAGAACCGGAAGAUACAAGGGCAAAAGUAGUGGAACCUUACGAAAGCGAUGAGGCCUCGGACUACGAAUUCCAGGCAUCUAAAAUUCGUAGGCAGAAUGUUGAUACCUUGGAUAAAGUGGAUAAAAGGUACGCUGGUAAAAAGAUCUCAAGGAAAGAUAUAUACAGCGAUGAGGACGACAGUACGAGUGAAGAUACAGAAAGUGAAAAUUCCAAGGAAGAUGUUGAAGAUGAGGAGACAGAUAAUACAUUGAAGCAAAGCGAUGACGAGUCAGUCGGCAAUGAAGAAACAAGUUUAAAAGAGGGAUCUACAAAUGUCUCGGAAAGUACGUCUGAUUUAGAGGAACAAAAUGAUUUUAAUAUGGAUAUCGAUGAUGCGGUUUCCAAACAUGAAGAUUCUAUCAUUAAAACAAUGUCUAAAACAAAUGUCACAGCAGAAAUAGAGAAAGGCAAUUGUGUCAGGAAUCAGCUUAAACUUUGGGAGAAUUUUUUGGAGAUGCGAAUAAGACUACAAAAGUGUGUUAUAGUUAGUAAUCAAAUGCCACAAUAUAACACGCAUAAAGAACUUGGAUCAAAUGUGGAUUUUGUAAAGAAGGUCAAUGAAACUAAAACUAAAUUGACACAGAUCAUGGAAAACAUGUUGCAACUGAAAGGUCUUUUGUUGAAACAAUAUUCUGAGACCAGAAAUCUAUGUGUUAAUGCUAACAAGAGAAAAAUCGACAGGAGUAAGGGCAAGAACGAAAAUACAAAUGAUCCAGCAAAUGAAGAAAUACCUUCCGACACUGAAGACGAAUUAGAAAACGGAGAGCAAUCAUCCAUUGAUGAAGACAUAGAAACAGAUGAAGAAGUGCCUCGAAAAUUUUUGAAAUUUAAUGACUAUGAGAAUGUUUUGCAAAGAGAUCAUAAUUCCUACAAAGAAUAUAGAGAUUCUGUUUUAAAAAAAUGGAACGACAAGACACGGAUUGCAACAGGCUCAUUAAGUAAAGGCUCGGGUCAGACCACCUUGAAACAAAUUGAAUUUGCUAUGAGCAAUAUAAGUAAAUUAAGAAAGAGAACUCAAUUGAAGCGUUCUGAAUAUAAUAUUGUUGGUAAAUCUUUGUUGAAUGAAGAUAGCGAUGGUAGAAAAAUUCAGGAAUACGAUGUAGAAAUUUUUGACGACGAUGAUUUUUAUCAUCAAUUGUUGAGAGACUUGAUAGAAUAUAAGUCGUCAGAUGUAACGGAUCCUAUACAGCUCAGCAAACAGUGGAUCCAAUUGCAGAAUAUGCGUAAAAAAAUAAAAAGAAAAAUUGAUACACGAACGACAAAGGGCAGAAAGGUGCGAUACAAUGUUCACACUAAGUUAGUUAAUUUCAUGGCACCCAUUACAGUAUAUGAUACAUGGACAGAUAAUGCAAAAAAUGAAUUAUACAAUUCGUUAUUUGGUAAAGUAAAACAGUUGGAGGAACAGAUGAAACAUUAAUUAUGGUUGUGUAAAUUAUAGCGUAUACAUUUAUGUCUUAUGUACAAAAUAUAUAUUUCGUAUAUGUAUCAAUAAAUAAAUUUCUCUAUCA